CAAAAAGCAGAUCACCAAAGGGCCUACAAGGAAGUCGACGAACACAUCAAAAACGUCGUUAAUAAAUUCGGUUCGUUCGUUCCGGCUCCAACCGAAAUAGCCAUAAGUGAUGUGAAACAGCAUUUGAUUGACAUGUUCCCGGGUGCUUACGCCUCAGAAGGUUCAGAGGCAACCGACGAGCAUCGGACAUGCACAUCUACGAGUUUCGCGGCAUUUUUCGAAAACGACAAUGUAACCGAUAUGGAACUUCCAGUUGACAAUGGUGACAACAGUGGUAAUGGUCAUUCAAUCCUAGAUGGGAAUCUGCUGACCAAUUCCGUCAUAACCGAAACUGCAGCGGAAAACUGCCAAAACCAAAUUCAUCAAAAGCGCAAAAGUGAUAACGGUAUGAUGGAAAAACAAGCCGAUCCAGAACCGAAUAAGAAGACCAAGGCCACUGAAAUGGGCAAUUCAUCACAGGAUGAUGAACACGACGUGAUCACCUUAGAUGAUGACGAUAAUAAGAAGAAAUUGCUUCACGAAGUAUGCGAAAUCUCGGUAAAAAUAGCUGACUACGAAAGAGUCAUUCAAAAUCUGAAGGAUCGAAAAAAGCGCAUUUCAGACCGAAUUCUCAAUAACUUAUAAACGGCCCUCCUACGUGGUCAAACUAUCUCAAAGCGAAAGAAGCAGAGAAACAUUACAUUAAUGAACAAAUGUCUAAAGAUAAACGAAGAAAUCAUAUUACUCAAAAUGAUCGAUCCUAACAAAAUGUAAUUUGAAAAUUAAAACAAGCAUUUUUUUUCUUGUUGUCACAUCCCUCUUUUCAGUUUAGAAACAUUGACGCUGUUCCAAAUUGAACAAAAACAUUCAAAGUUUCAGUCAUUUAAAAUUGCCGCUA
Messenger RNA from Sitodiplosis mosellana (orange wheat blossom midge), 877 nucleotides. RefSeq lists its product as uncharacterized. The record is from RefSeq and is a predicted model, not a curated record. NCBI's taxonomy places the organism in Eukaryota, Metazoa, Arthropoda, Insecta, Diptera, Cecidomyiidae. Bases 133 to 624 code for a protein of 163 amino acids. The transcript has 2 exons.